CAAGAAAAGAUGGUUAUGCUGUAAAUGAACUGAAGCUGGCCUUUAACCAUCACUGAAUCCAGUAUGUGUGAGGUCCAGGCCACUGUGGAAUUUUCUGUAGAGCUCCACAAGUUUUACAAUGUGGAUCUGUUCCAGAGAGGCCCUGACCCGUCGAGGCAUGGACUCCACUAGAUCCCUGAAGGUGUGCUGUGGUAUCUGGCACAAAGACGUUAACAGCAGCUCCUUUAAGUCCUGUAAGUUGCGAGGUGGGGCCUCCAUGGAUCGGACUUGAUGGCCAGCACACCCCACAGAUGUUCGAUUGGAUCUGGGGAAUUUGGAGGCCAAGUCAACACCUUGAACUCUUUGUCAUGUUCCUCGAACCAUUCCUGAACAAUUUUUACAGUGUGGCAGGGCUUCAGCAUUAUCCUGCCGAAAGAGGUCACUUCCAUUAGGGAAUACCAUUGCCAUGAAGGGGUGUACCUGGUUUAGGUAUGUUUAGGUAGGUGGUAUGUGUCAAAAUAGCAUCCACAUGAAUGCCAGGACCCAAAGUUUCCCAGCAGAACAUUGCCCAGAGCAUCACACUGCCUCCACCAGCUUGCGUUCUUCCCAUAGUGCAUGCUGGUGCCAUCUCUUCCCCAGGUUUUAUCAGGUCCGUGGCAAUAUGAAAGUACCUCCUCGGAUCCCUCACAGAAUAGAGACCAGUCUCCUCCAUCCCACAAUGUUAUGCUCCAUUUUAUAGAUUCAGAUAUGGUCAUUCCUGCAUCGGUGCAAGGUGAUGUCAUCUACAGCAAAACCUUUCAGAUUCUUUACAAGAAUGAAGAAAUAGUAGUCAACGAUGUUCUCAUAUUUAAGGUGAUGAUGCUACUAGAUGAGAAGAAGGUGGAAGAAUCCCUAAAUGAUAUGGAUUUUCAGCUCUCUCUGGACCUCUACUUUGCAGAUGGUGACUACAUGCCAGAGGAUUCUAGGUCACUGCAGAGUAUCAGCAGUCGGACUUUGCGAUUGCAUUUUAGUCUCCACAGAGGCAUUCACCAGCACAUCAAUGUCAUGUUUGACUACUUUCACCUAUCAAUCAUCUCUGUCACCAUCCACGCCUCUCUGGUGGCACUGCAUCAACCUCUCAUUAGUUUCCCCCGGCUUGGGAAAAGCACCUGGCUGAACCGCAAUGUACCAGCACAGGGCAAAGACCUCCUGAUCCCCACGCUGGAGACCGUGGUAUUUGGCUGCACCUAUGUCAAGCAGCUGUCCCCAGAUGGCAAGACCUUCCUGGUGUCAGAGCAAUGUCUACAGCAUGCCUUCAACUUGCACCAUAGCCUAUGUGCCAGCUUGCUGCUGGCCUACCAGGGCCUCUUUGAGUACUUCAUGGCUCUUACCAAGAGCCUCCCUUCCUCUCACCGCAUGGAGCUUGCCAAGCCCAGCAUGCAAGUCCUUUAUGAGCGAGUUCUAAGAAGACCUUUUCCCAGGGGCCAAAGGCACAUCCACAUAGAAAAACUGGAUGUGGAAGCCCGUCUCCAUGAGCUUUGCGAACAUGUCAAGCAGAAGGCAGAUAGCCCAGAUGAGCUUGCUGAACUAGUUAAUAUGAAUCUUGCACAGUUGUGCUCUCUGCUGAUGGCUCUGUGGGGCCAGUUCCUGGAAACAGUCUCCCUGGAUGACAAUGUCAUGGCACUGUUGGCCCAAGAACAUCACAUCCUCAGGGUACAGAGAUUUUCUGAGGCUUUCUUUUGCCUUGAGCACCCUAGACAGGCUGCACUGGCCUUCCAGGAGAUGCAUGCACAUAGCCACCAACAGAUGACUGGAGUCAUUAAGAACUCAUCGUACUUUCUUUCCCUACCGCCACUUCCUGUGGAAUGUGCGGAACUAGAUGGAGAUGUCAAUUCCCUGCCAAUCAUCUUUGAGGAUCGAUAUCUGGAAUCCGUUAAAGAGGAUCAUGAUGGUCCAUGGCUUGGUCUACCCCAUCCCAGGAGUGGCUCUGGACCUACUAAACCAGAUAAGCCCAUUUUAAAAGAGCUCAGUGUUGGCAGAAUAGGUGCUCUCAGUCCUUACCCAGAAAUCCAUCAAGCUGCUUUAGUCACUAACUGGCACAAGGAGAAUGAGCCUCCUAUAAAAUCCAAGGCCAAGUCUAUCAAACUGAGGAAGAACACCAAGACUGAUGACUCUAAGAAGCUGAUAAGACAGUGCUCAAAGGACUCUGUGAUUUUGACAGGCUACAAGAACCUGAAGGUCCUUCAUGAUGAACCAGAUGACAAGUCCAAAGAAAACUUUCAGUGCAGUGAGAAAGAGAAACAAGAAUAUUUGGUUGGAGAUCCCAGAAGCAGGUUAAGCUCCAUGUCCAAAUACAUGAAUCAUAAUGACACUAGAACUUAUAGGCUCCAUACAGAACAUCUUAUGAAUAACAGCCAGUCUAACACUAUCAUUCAAAGUGACAGUUUCACAAAUCUGAUAAGUUCACAAGCACAGACAGGAACUGAAACUGUAGCCACAGAGGGCAAAGCAACAGAGGGAGCCAAUAUUAUGGUCAUACCUGCUGGGCUUCAACAUAUUGACGUCAAACCUAGUGAUAGAAACCCCUACCAGGGCGAUAAGGUCACUGUCUUAUUUUCAAACCCCAGUGGUCCAACACUGACAAUGGGAGGUAUUCCAGUGAUUACACAAAAAGAUUGCUGUGAGUCCAAGCCUCAACAUAGAGAGAAUUGUGGUAAGAGAGAGAUCAUGGAUAUGGGGUCAGAUUGCGCUAUCACACUGAGGAGUUACUGUUUACCUAGUGCAGCAUCAAGACUCUCAGAUUCAGGCAUUGAGAGUGAGCCUAGUUCUGCCACAUUGUUAGUACCAGGUCCUCAAACUGUUUCCAGUUUUGCUGAAGUGAAUCCAGACUGGGUCUCACUACAAGUUAAACAGACCACUACUAAGUGUCAGAGUGUUUCCCUCAAGCCAUCUCAUCUCAGCAUUGCUUCAAAAGGGUCCAUUGGACCAGAGGGGCCAAACGCUGAGAGUACUAGUGGUGUGAGUGGCAUCCAGUCUUCUCUAACCUCCAUAAACUCACUUCCCUUAGAUGAUGAGAUGGAGACUGAGGUUCCAUGCCGAUUAUCCAGUGUUAUUGUGCAGGAGCAGGCCUUGGUUUUCUCUGAUAGAUCUGACAUCAGUAUCCCUUUCCAUGCCACCAGCCCAACCAGGUCCUUAGUUCAGCAAGAAGCCUCUACCUGCCAUGUUGAUGAUCCAGCAGUUCACAAGGAUGAGGCUUCUGUUCUUCUGUCCCUCUGCAAAACUUUUGCUUCUCACAAGAUAUCUGAGUCUGCAAAGCUUGGAACCCCUGUGGGGGAAGAUACUGGGCUAGAAGUCAGCAUUGAUAUGCAGACUGCAGCACAAUCUAGUACAUCAGCCACCAGUAGCACAGACUUGGUAAAGAAAGGCUUAGUGGAGAAUUAUUUUGGUUCAUAUUCCAGCACUGAUAUUUCUGAGAUAAGCCCAGAGGAAACACCGGCCAUUAUGCUGGGCAUCCAGACAGGUGUCCAUUCCACUGAAGAAGAACAAGAACAAGAAGAUAAGCCAAACCAUGAGAUGAUAGAAAAUGGCUACUAUGAGGAGACAGAUGAGCCAGUCUAUGUCAAUGGUCUGCCAGAAUUGAAGAGAAGAAGUGGAGAGGGGAAUGGCAGUGGGACCUCAGAAGCUAGGAGCCCUUUUUAUGGGCAUGGGAAUUUGGAGCAGCUCAGGAAUAUGCAUUUUCCCUGGACCUACUUGCAAACUCAACCCCCCAAACCACUGCAGACCAGUACGAUUCUGCACUGGUAUGAGAGCUCCCCUCCUGCCCAGAUGAAAGUAUUUGCCAAGGCACGAGAGGAGCUGAAGAAGCUUAAACUGCCAGGAUUCCUGUACAGUGAAGUGGCUGAGUUGGCUUCAACUGUGCCAUAUUUUAGCCUUGAUGAGGAUGAGAGCUGCGAUGAGGGUGUUCACCUCAUUGUGUGUGUCCAUGGCCUAGAUGGUAACAGUGCAGAUUUAAGGUUGGUGAAGACCUACCUAGAGCUGGGCUUGCCUGGAGCUCGUAUAGACUUCUUAAUGUCAGAGCGCAACCAGAAUGACACUUUUGCUGACUUUGAUUCUAUGACUGACCGACUUUUGGAUGAAAUUGUACAAUAUAUACAAAUCUACAAUCUCACAGUUUCUAAAAUAAGCUUUGUGGGUCAUUCUCUGGGAAAUGUGAUAGUGCGCUCCGUGUUGACAAGGCCCAGGUUUAAGGGCUAUCUUAACAAACUUCAUACCUUCCUUUCACUGUCUGGCCCACAUCUUGGCACCCUCUACAACAGCUCAGCCCUCGUCAAUACUGGACUGUGGUUUAUGCAAAAAUGGAAGAAGUCUGGCUCACUAUUGCAGCUGACUUGCCGUGAUCACUCAGACCCUCGGCAGACAUUUCUCUACAAGCUAAGCAAGAAGGCUGGUCUUCAGUUUUUUAGAAAUGUGGUGCUGGUAGGCUCUCUGCAGGACCGUUAUGUGCCCUAUCACUCUGCUCGCAUUGAGAUGUGCAAAACAGCCUUAAAAGACAAGCAGAUGGGGCCAGUGUAUGCUGAGAUGAUUGAGAACUUACUAGUACCUGUGCUCCAGAACAAAGACUGUAACCUGGUGCGAUACAAUGUCGUGCAUGCGCUGCCCAACACAGCCAACUCUUUAAUAGGUCGAGCAGCCCACAUUGCUGUUCUGGAUUCUGAAAUAUUCCUGGAGAAAUUCUUCCUGGUAGCUGGACUAAAGUUCUUUCAGUAGCUGCUUAGGACAGAAGAAGAUGGCACAAAUACCUCCCAAUGUUGAAAUAGACAUUCUUGAUGGCCUAUCACCUCUCAAUGGCCUAUAUUUUGUUCUUAAUGUUUAGAGGGUUUUUUUUCAGCUCAUCUUAAAAUGCAGUAUUCAUAUUUUGAAUUUUUGUAUUGCCAUUUUUAAAAAUAAUUAUUUUUAGUAUUCUGUUCAUCAUGAAAAUAGUUAAUUGUAAAUAUGUUACAUGUGUUUCAGUGUUAUUUAAGUUAAACAUAUUUUUAUGUCUAAUGGGAAAAAAAAGUUUUGAAUUUGUUUAGUUAAACUUUGUUGAUACUGAACUGGAAAUUUAGCUGCUAAAAUAAUGUAACAUAUUUGACAUAGCUUACUGAAGGGCCACUUUUGUUGCGAAUGGUCAUGUUCAGCAGAACUUAAAUGUAUCAGGGUAUCUGCUAUCCAAACUGCAUUAGAUAUUUUUUCAAUCAGUACAUGCAUUUUUUUUUGAGACAGCCUUAUAAUUUAGGUUUUAUAUGAUGUCUUGUUUAGACAUUGCAGUGUCAUGCACAACACAUUGUCCCAACCUUGUGUUGUUUAAAGAACGUAGCAUGUUAACAUUUUAAAUGAGGUGUCCACAUUUAAAAGUAAUUUUAAUUUGUUUCAGUUUAGUAUAAGAAAUUCUUGUUAGAUAUUAUUUUGUGUUUGUGUUCAAGAAAACUGCGUUUAAUUUAUCGGGUGCUAAUUUAUGCUUAUAAGCAAGAAAUUGUAAGCAAGAAAUGUAAAUGAAAUGUCAAUUUUAUUAUUCACCAAAAUGUUUUUUUUAUAUAAUGGACCUAAACAUCAUUAAAUAAAUCAAAUUAAAGUUUUUGUA
Messenger RNA from Pangasianodon hypophthalmus (striped catfish), 5578 nucleotides. It is a transcript of the gene fam135a, whose product is annotated as family with sequence similarity 135 member A. Lineage: Eukaryota; Metazoa; Chordata; Actinopteri; Siluriformes; Pangasiidae. The transcript is spliced from 22 exons. The coding region runs from base 595 to 4725 and encodes 1376 amino acids. The record is from RefSeq and is a predicted model, not a curated record.